Closterium sp. NIES-65 is the source of this 2364-nucleotide messenger RNA. Lineage: Eukaryota; Viridiplantae; Streptophyta; Zygnematophyceae; Desmidiales; Closteriaceae. The record is from the annotation of a GenBank genome assembly.
AUGGAAGAGGGCUCUGAAGGCCAACCCCCCGGCGGUGCAGGCACCAACGAGGAAGUGCAGUCGGAGGAUGGGUCUGACUGGGAGAGCGACUUCGGCGACGGUGAUUCAACUGAGAGCGAUGAUGACGACAGCGCCGUCGACGAGAACGAUUUCAACACAGCCUUGGAGUUCUUCCGCUUCGUCAUCGGAUGCAAUGGCGGCCAAGGACUCAGCGACGAGGCCACGGUCUGGCUUUUCAAGCUCCUGCGCGACCCCCGCCUGGAUCUGGAGGCUAUUCGCCGCUGGCGUACCAAACACGCCGUCCUUCCGUACGGACUUCGCCUCAUGAUGGCGAGGCGGGUGUACAGGCAGGUGGAAGUGCGCAUCCCAGGGAUCGACCACACAUUCGAGCUGAUGUGUACCAGCCCUAUCGAGGGAGUCGUGGAGAUAUUCGGCCACCGUGACAAUGCAGAUGGCUUCCAGCUGUUUGCCCGUCCGGUACACUCGGUGGCGGGACGCGUGUACACAAGGCCGGAGACUGGUCUUCUGUGGGAAGCCGCACAGCCCUUGCCUCUGUCCGCCCUUGCCUUUGUCCGCCCUUGCCUCUGUCCGCCCUUGCCUCUGUCCGCCCUUGCCUCUGUCCGCCCCUUGCCUCUUCCCGCCCUUGCCCUGUGGGUACUUGCUCUGUCCGCCCUUGCCUCUGUCCGCCCCUUGCCUCUUCCCGCCCUUGCCCUGUGGGUACUUGCUCUGUCAGCCCUUGCCUCUGUCCGCCCUUGCCUCUGUCCGCCCUUGCCACUGUCCGCCCUUUGCCUCUGUCCGCCCUUGCCUUUGUCCGCCCUUGCCUCUGUCCGCCCCUUGCCUCAUCCAGCCCUUGCCCUGUGGGUACUUGCUCUGUCCGCCCUUGCCUCUGUCCGCCCCUUGCCUCUUCCCGCCCUUGCCCUGUGGGUACUUGCCUCUGUCCGCCCUUGCCUCUGUCCGCCCCUUGCCUCAUCCAGCCCUUGCCCUGUGGGUACUUGCUCUGUCCGCCCUUGCCUCUGUCCGCCCCUUGCCUCUUCCCGCCCUUGCCCUGUGGGUACUUGCCUCUGUCCGCCCUUUGCCUCUGCCCGCCCCUUGCCUCUUCCCGCCCUUGCCCUGCGUCAGAAUGCACUACACCCAGGCGCCAGGCAGGCGGGACUGCUAACUCCUGGAGACGCGAGCUACUGGGUCUCUGGUGCCAACUUCACUGCGUCGGAGCAUGCCGCUGUCAUGAUGGUGCGCCCCUACCUUCUAGUUUAUGCUCUCGUACGAGUGCCCAAUGCACGUGACGGUUGUCAGAUGGCAUUUGCUGACUACGCGCUUCCUGUGUGGCAGAUUGUACCAUUCGUGCUGGAGGGGGAAGUUGAGGUCAUUUGUAGCCGCACGAUUGUCGCCUUUCUGGACUGGCACGAGAAUUUCGUGCGGGCUGCGGAGCACACGGAUGAGAGUCUGAGUGCAUUCGACACUGCCACUCGCAGGAUGGUGCAGUUGGUGGAAAGCACCUUUCCACGCGAGCACUCUGGGUGGAACCUUGUGAAGGUGCACCUGCUGCUUCACCUUACUGAGGCGAUUCGAAGGGGGGGCCUGCCACGAGAGUACUCCGCGGCGGUGUACGAGAACGCACACAUCCGCACCUGCAAGAGGCCGUACCGACGGUCCAACCAUCGGGACGUGGGGCGUGUGAUUGCGCAGCACAACACCAACGCUGCUCUACUGACCCGUAUCCCAACCAACCUCGAGGGCAACCGCCAGUACAACACCGCGAUGCGCCGGGCAAUCGCCAGUGGGCUGCCCCAGCUGUGCCGCCAGCGAUCCAGGAUGCACAGCGCGAUCACGGACAGGGAGCAGGCUCCCCUGGACCUGUACGCGACGUACGAUGCCGCAAUCCCGGGAGGCAUUGGGCCAUACGCCUACUUGACGCGCCUCUUUGGCUACGUCUCUUUUCCGGCGUGGGUCCACACGGCGCUGGCUCUACCAGCCCGCGGGACGGACCACGGCCUGAUCAGGCCACACUAUGUCCGCGCCAACCCCUCUCACCACGGUGCUGCCACAUUCUCGUUCAUUGAGUACGAGGAUGGGACUGGGGAGACCGUGGUCGGCCGCGUGCACCUGCUCCUGACGCUGAUGAUGAACAGCGAGGAUGCACACCCCGCGGGAGAGGCCGUGGCCUUCGUGAGGCAGUGGUACCCAUCCCUGGAGGACGAGUGCACUGGCUGCAUGAGGAUGCGGCCAUCUGAUGACGAGCUGAGCUACGACCUUGUGCCGGUCGCCUCCGUGCAGAGGACCGUGCACAUGGUGGAGUCGUUUGUGACGCCUGGCCUCUGGUAUCUUAACAGGUGGGCUGGCCGAUGCCGCGAGGAGUUGCCCUAA